UGCACCGCGGAUUCAUAAACCAAACCACAGAACGCUGACGACACCUAGCGAGGUAUCUGCAGGGUCGACUCGUCUUUACCGUCAUUUGACAUCUAGCAUCUAGUACGCCGUAGCUGUAUACUUUGUGGUACCGACCUAACGAAUCCCCAGAAUACGCCCACAUCGAACGAAACAAAAAGCCAGAUUACUAAGUUCAAGAUGGGUGGUAUGACAACAGCUCAGAUCAACGACGAGAUUGCGGGGUCGAACGUGGUGAUCCACCCCCUGGUCCUCCUUUCGGUGGUUGACCACGCCUCCCGUGUCCCAACGUCUUCAAGAAAGAGGAUCCUCGGUAUCCUCCUCGGUCAGAACGAUGGAAAGACCAUCAACGUUGCCAACUCCUUUGCGGUCCCGUUCGAAGAGGACGACCGGGAUCCCAAGACGUGGUUCCUGGAUCUGGAUUAUAUCGAGAGCAUGUGGGAGAUGUUCAGGAAGGUCAACGCCAAGGAAAGGCCGAUCGGGUUUUAUCACACUGGACCUCAGUUGAGGUCGAACGAUUUGGAGAUUAGCGAGAGGUUGAAGAGGUUCAUGCCCAAGCCGGUCAUGGUCAUUGUGGAUGUGCGACCGACGGGAGGACGAGGUGAUGUAGGGAUCCCGACGGAUGCUUAUUUCGCUGUCGAGGAGAUCAAGGAUGACGGCACGGCGACGCAGCUCUCAUUCGCCCACAUCCCUUCGUCCGUCGAAGCUGAAGAAGCGGAAGAGAUCGGUGUCGAGCACCUCUUGCGGGACAUCAAAUCUCCACACCAAUUCGGCGGACUAUCCAACCGGGUCUCUGCUCAGAUCGCCUCCCUCAAGGGACUUCACUCCCGGUUGAUCGAGAUUAGGGACUACCUCGCUCUUGUGGGCAAGGGCAAGUUGCCGGUGAACCAUCAGAUCAUGUACAACCUUCAGGACAUUUUCAACCUCUUGCCCGAUCUCGAUGGAAGUGCGAGAGAGGCCGAGAUCAAGAGGACGGCGUUUAGGGUCGAGACGAACGAUCAGUCCUUGGUCGUCUACCUGAGUAGUCUGAUCCGAUCCGUCUUGGCUCUGCACGAUCUGAUCGAAAACCGAAUCUCGAAUUCGAACGCCGAAGUCGAGGAAAACAAGACGUCGGAGAUGAAGGCCCUCGAAGCCGCAGCCGAAAAAGCCGGGGUCAAGGCGAGCGACGUGGAAAAGGGCCGCAAGGAGAAGGAGGAGCGAGACAAGGAGGAUGGGGAUAAGAAGAAGGGAUUGUAGUCAAGGAGUCAGAAUCGGAGUUGCAGAAAUGCUUGAUCUGAUGAUCGAGACUGAUGGGGACUGAUUUAGAGCCUCUAGAGACACUUGUACGAAUUUCAUGACGCCAAAGAUGCACGCACAUACAAUAUGAUGGCGAGAAUCCCGCUGUCAAUAUGGAGGGCACUCUGACUUGAAAUGAAAGGGC
Filobasidium floriforme is the source of this 1438-nucleotide messenger RNA. Its product is annotated as proteasome regulatory subunit 12. Gene Ontology annotation, cellular component: proteasome complex; proteasome regulatory particle. The record is from RefSeq and is a predicted model, not a curated record. NCBI's taxonomy places the organism in Eukaryota, Fungi, Basidiomycota, Tremellomycetes, Filobasidiales, Filobasidiaceae. Gene Ontology annotation, biological process: proteasome-mediated ubiquitin-dependent protein catabolic process. Bases 199 to 1254 code for a protein of 351 amino acids. The transcript is spliced from 11 exons. Gene Ontology annotation, molecular function: metallopeptidase activity; protein binding.